This is a messenger RNA of Penicillium macrosclerotiorum, 3582 nucleotides long. Its product is annotated as pyruvate carboxylase. NCBI's taxonomy places the organism in Eukaryota, Fungi, Ascomycota, Eurotiomycetes, Eurotiales, Aspergillaceae. Gene Ontology annotation, biological process: pyruvate metabolic process; gluconeogenesis. Gene Ontology annotation, cellular component: cytoplasm. Gene Ontology annotation, molecular function: metal ion binding; pyruvate carboxylase activity; ATP binding. The record is from RefSeq and is a predicted model, not a curated record. Bases 1 to 3582 code for a protein of 1193 amino acids. The transcript is spliced from 2 exons.
AUGGCUGCCCCGCACCGCCAACCCGAGGACGCCAUCGAUGACUCCGAGUUCAUCGAGGAUCACUCGGAGCAUCACCAGGAUUCCGUCCACCGGCGCCUGCGUGCAAACUCGACCAUCAUGCACUUCCAGAAGAUCCUUGUCGCCAACCGUGGUGAGAUCCCCAUUCGAAUCUUCCGUACUGCCCACGAGCUGUCCCUCCAGACGGUCGCCGUCUUCUCCCAUGAGGACCGCCUGGGCAUGCACCGUCAAAAGGCCGAUGAGGCUUACAUGAUUGGUCGGCGGGGGCAAUAUACCCCUGUGGGAGCCUACCUGGCUGGCGAUGAGAUCAUUAAGAUCGCCCAGGAUCACGGUGUGCACCUGAUCCACCCCGGCUACGGUUUCCUGUCGGAGAACGCCGAGUUUGCCCGAAACGUUGAGAAGGCGGGCAUUGUUUUCGUGGGCCCAACCCCGGACACCAUUGAGCGUCUGGGUGACAAGGUCUCCGCUCGCCAACUGGCCAUCAAGUGCAAUGUCCCGGUUGUCCCCGGUACGGAGGGGCCCGUUGAGCGCUAUGAGGACGUGAAGUCCUUCACUGAUACCUAUGGCUUCCCCAUCAUCAUCAAGGCUGCCUUCGGUGGUGGUGGCCGUGGUAUGCGUGUCGUCCGCGACCAGGCCUCGCUCCGGGACUCCUUCGAGCGUGCCACCUCCGAGGCCAAGUCGGCCUUCGGAAAUGGCACCGUCUUCGUCGAGCGCUUCCUCGACAAACCCAAGCACAUUGAGGUCCAGCUGCUCGGUGACAACCAGGGCAACGUGGUCCACCUGUUCGAGCGUGACUGCUCCGUCCAGCGUCGUCACCAGAAGGUCGUUGAGAUCGCCCCUGCCAAGGACCUCCCUGUCGACGUCCGGGACAAGAUUCUGGCUGAUGCCGUUCGCCUGGCCAAGUCUGUCAACUACCGCAACGCUGGUACUGCUGAGUUCCUGGUGGACCAGCAGAACCGCUACUACUUCAUUGAGAUCAACCCUCGUAUUCAGGUCGAGCACACCAUCACUGAGGAGAUCACUGGCAUCGAUAUCGUUGCUGCUCAGAUUCAGAUCGCCGCUGGUGCCACUCUCGAGCAGCUGGGUCUGACCCAGGACCGCAUCUCCACCCGCGGUUUCGCUAUUCAGUGCCGUAUCACCACCGAAGAUCCCUCCAAGGGCUUCUCCCCUGACACUGGUAAGAUUGAGGUGUACCGAUCUGCCGGUGGUAACGGUGUCCGUCUCGAUGGUGGUAACGGUUUCGCCGGUGCGAUCAUCACCCCUCACUACGAUUCCAUGCUGGUCAAGUGUACUUGCCGUGGUUCCACCUACGAGAUUGUCCGUCGUAAGAUGCUGCGUGCUCUGGUUGAGUUCCGUAUCCGCGGCGUGAAGACCAACAUUCCUUUCUUGGCUUCGCUGCUGAGCCACCCUACCUUCAUCGAUGGCACCUGCUGGACCACUUUCAUCGAUGACACCCCCGAGCUGUUUGCCCUGGUCGGCUCUCAGAACCGUGCCCAGAAGCUGCUGGCCUACCUGGGUGACGUCGCUGUUAACGGCAGUAGCAUCAAGGGUCAGAUUGGCGAGCCCAAGUUCAAGGGCGAUAUCAUCAAGCCCAUCCUCAAGGACGCCUCUGGCAAUGCUCUUGACGUCUCCGCCCCCUGCCAGAAGGGCUGGAAGCAGAUCCUUGACAGUCAAGGCCCGGCUGCUUUCGCCAAGGCUGUGCGUGCCAACAAGGGCUGCUUGAUCAUGGACACCACCUGGCGUGAUGCCCAUCAGUCGCUGCUCGCCACCCGUGUGCGUACCAUCGACAUGCUCAACAUUGCCCACGAGACCAGCCAUGCCCUGUCCAACGCGUACAGUCUGGAGUGCUGGGGUGGUGCCACCUUCGAUGUUGCCAUGCGUUUCCUCUACGAGGACCCCUGGGACCGUCUGCGCAAGCUCCGCAAGGCCGUCCCCAACAUCCCCUUCCAGAUGCUGCUGCGCGGCGCCAACGGUGUGGCAUACUCUUCCCUUCCUGACAACGCCAUCUACCACUUCUGUAAGCAGGCUAAGAAGUAUGGUGUUGACAUUUUCCGUGUCUUUGAUGCCCUGAACGACGUGGAUCAGCUCGAGGUCGGCAUCAAGGCUGUUCAGCAGGCCGGCGGUGUGGUUGAGGCCACCAUCUGCUACAGUGGUGACAUGCUGAACCCCAGCAAGAAAUACAACUUGGAGUACUAUCUCGCUCUUGCCGACAAGAUUGUUUCCAUGGGCACCCACGUCCUUGGUAUCAAGGAUAUGGCCGGUGUUCUGAAGCCCCAGGCUGCCCGCCUGCUCAUUGGCGCUCUCCGUGAGCGCUACCCCGACCUUCCUAUUCACGUUCACACCCACGAUUCCGCCGGUACCGGUGUUGCUUCGAUGAUUGCUUGCGCCCAGGCUGGCGCUGAUGCCGUCGAUGCUGCUACCGACAGCUUGUCGGGUAUGACCUCGCAGCCCAGCAUUGGAGCCAUUCUUGCCUCCCUCAGUGGUACCGAGCAGGAUCCUCAGCUCGACCUGGCCCAGGUCCGCGCUCUGGACACCUACUGGGCUCAGCUUCGUCUGCUCUACUCUCCCUUCGAGGCCGGCCUGACCGGUCCCGAUCCCGAGGUCUACGAGCACGAGAUCCCCGGUGGUCAGCUGACCAACCUGAUCUUCCAGGCUAGCCAGCUGGGUCUGGGUCAGCAGUGGGCCGAGACCAAGAAGGCCUAUGAGGCCGCUAAUGACCUUCUCGGCGAUAUCGUCAAGGUCACCCCGACCUCCAAGGUUGUUGGCGAUCUGGCUCAGUUCAUGGUGUCCAACAAGCUGAGCGAGCAGGACGUCAUCGACCGCGCCGGUGAGCUGGACUUCCCCGGCUCUGUGCUCGAGUUCCUGGAGGGCCUGAUGGGCCAGCCCUUCGGCGGCUUCCCUGAGCCGCUGCGCUCCCGGGCACUCCGUAACCGUCGGAAGCUCGACAAGCGACCUGGUCUGUAUCUGGACCCGCUGGACCUUGUCGGCAUCAAGAACCAGAUUCGCGAGAAGUUCGGCACUGCUACUGAGUGCGACGUUGCCUCCUACGCCAUGUACCCUAAGGUGUUCGAGGACUACCGCAAGUUCGUCGCCAAGUUUGGCGAUCUGUCCGUGCUGCCCACUCGCUUCUUCCUGGCUAAGCCUGAGAUCGGCGAGGAGUUCCACGUCGAGCUCGAGAAGGGUAAGGUUCUUAUCCUGAAGUUGCUGGCUAUCGGCCCGCUCUCCGAGCAGACCGGCCAGCGCGAGGUCUUCUACGAAGUCAACGGCGAGGUCCGCCAGGUCAGCGUCGAUGACCAGAAGGCCUCUGUCGACAACAUCGCCCGUCCCAAGGCUGAUGCCGCCGACAGCAGCCAAGUCGGUGCCCCGAUGUCCGGUGUUGUGGUUGAGAUCCGUGUGCACGACGGCCACGAGGUCAAGAAGGGCGAUCCUAUCGCCGUGCUGAGCGCUAUGAAGAUGGAAAUGGUCAUCUCUGCCCCGCACAGCGGAAAGGUCUCCGGCAUGCUCGUCAAGGAGGGCGACUCCGUCGACGGCCAGGACCUGAUCUGCAAGAUCACCAAGGCAUAG